Messenger RNA from Neltuma alba, 1926 nucleotides. Its product is annotated as WD-40 repeat-containing protein MSI4-like. The record is from RefSeq and is a predicted model, not a curated record. Gene Ontology annotation, molecular function: protein binding. The coding region runs from base 185 to 1567 and encodes 460 amino acids. Lineage: Eukaryota; Viridiplantae; Streptophyta; Magnoliopsida; Fabales; Fabaceae. The transcript is spliced from 15 exons.
GUUCUGGCAAAAUCGAUGUGUCACAAAAAUGGUCAAGAGGCCACGCGAUAGGGACGAGCCCACCUUCCCAAUUCCCCCGCCGUACAGGCACUACCAGUAGGCGGGAAACAUAAACAGCAAAAAAGCUCUGAACUUCUCAAAAUCCAGUCGGCACACUCACCUGCUCGCAAGUCCCCGGCGGGAAAUGAAGGAAUCCAGCAGGGACUCUGCUCCUCUGUCGGUGGAUGAAAGAUACACUCAAUGGAAGUCUCUGGUCCCUGUCCUCUAUGACUGGCUCGCCAACCACAACCUCGUCUGGCCCUCGCUCUCAUGCCGAUGGGGUCCUCAACUAGAGCAAGCUACAUACAAGAACCGUCAACGUCUCUAUCUUUCUGAACAGACUGAUGGAAGUGUACCAAAUACUCUUGUUAUAGCAAAUUGUGAGGUUGUAAAACCUAGGGUUGCAGCAGCUGAGCAUAUAUCAGAGUUUAAUGAAGAAUCACGUUCUCCUUUUGUGAAAAAGUACAAAACUAUCAUACACCCUGGCGAGGUGAACAGAAUCAGGGAACUCCCUCAAGACAGCAAGAUAGUGGCCACCCACACGGAUAGUCCUGAGGUACUGAUAUGGAAUGUUGAAACUCAAGCUAAUCGCCAUGCUGUCCUGGGAGUUGCUCCUUCCCGCCCAGAUCUGACGCUGACUGGGCAUAAGGAUAAUGCUGAAUUUGCUCUGGCUAUGUGUCCAACUGAACCCUUCGUUCUUUCUGGAGGGAAGGACAAGUGUGUGAUCUUAUGGAGCAUUCAUGACCAUGUUGCAAGUUUAGCUGCUGAAGCAGCGUCUAAUGUUAAACAAGGCACUAAGGCUGGAGGGAAUGGUGAGAAAACAAUAGAAGGCCCUUCUAUUGGGCCACGGGGCAUAUACAAGGGACAUAAGGAAACUGUAGAGGAUGUACAAUUUUGCCCGUCAAGUGUGCACGAGUUCUGUAGUGUUGGUGAUGAUUCUUGCCUCAUACUCUGGGAUGCACGAUUGGGAUCCACUCCAGCAUUUAAAGUUGAGAAGGCGCAUAAUGGAGAUCUUCAUUGUGUUGACUGGAGUCCUCAUGAUAUCAAUUUUAUUCUGACUGGUUCGGCUGAUAAUACAGUUCAUAUGUUUGAUCGUCGGAAAUUUACUAACGGUGCAGCUGGGUCUCCAGUUUAUAAAUUUGAGGGUCAUGAUGCAGCUGUUCUCUGUGUGCAGUGGUGUCCUGACAAGUCAUCUGUAUUUGGAAGUGCUGCUGAAGAUGGCAUCGUAAACAUAUGGGAUCAUGAGAAGGUUGGUAAAAAGUCAGAUUCUGCUGGUCCAAAAGUACCCGACGCCCCUCCUGGUUUAUUCUUUCGACAUGCUGGGCAUAGGGACAAGGUUGUUGACUUCAACUGGAAUGCUUCUGACCCGUGGACCAUUGUUAGUGUCUCUGAUGAUUGUGGAAGUACUGGAGGUGGUGGUACCCUUCAGAUAUGGAGGAUGAUUGAUCUGAUUUAUCGACCAGAAGAUGAGGUUUUGGCUGAGCUGGAUAAGUACAGAUCCCAUAUUAUGGGAUGCAACAACACAUGACAUGUCUGGAAAUUCUCUAACUUUGAUGUAGUUUCAGGAAUUCACUGAAGGUUGUAACAUAGUGUUUUUUUUUUUGGGGGGGGGGGGGGGGAGAGGACGGUAGACCUCGACUUUCUCGUUCAUUCAUCGAAGUGUUUUCUAGCUUCCGUAAUCUUGUCAAAUGGUGAACAUUUCAUUUGGUUGAUAGUUUUGAAUCUUUGGUCUAAAAGCCUUCUCUUGUUGUGCCGAAGAAAAAGCGUUCGUUGUUCAUAAUGCAGUUAAUGCUGCUAUUUUGUUAAUCACUGUGUAUGCAAACAUAUUGUGAUAUUAAUCUGCCUUGUACAAGGCAGAUUAAGAACUUAUAUGGCAGUAGUUAAUGU